AUGGAUACUCCAACGCGCCCCUCUAUCAGCCCCGGCCCAGCAACUAACCCUCUCAGCGCCCACUCAACCUGGAACUCGCUCUCCUCCCUCGCAGACCUAGUCACUCCCAAGGCCACGAACCGCGCCGACUUUAUUGCCGAAUGCAAAUCUGGCGCUCUGGACGGCGUCGUUGUCGCGUACCGCACCUUCGACUCCGUCUCCAUCACCGGUCUCUUCGAUGAGGAACUCGUCAACGCUCUUCCUUCUUCGCUGGUAUAUCUAGCGCAUUGCGGCGCCGGCUAUGACCAAAUCUCCACACAAGCCUGCACAGCGCGCAAUCCUCCGUUACGAGUCUCCAACGUCCCUACAGCGGUCGACGACGCAACCGCAGACGUAAACAUGUUCUUGAUCAUCGGCGCACUCCGGAAUUUCAACGCAGGCAUGCACGCCCUCCGCCAGGGUCACUGGCGUGGCCUUACACCGCCGCGCCUUGGCCACGACCCUGAGAAUAAAGUCCUCGGCAUCCUAGGCAUGGGUGGAAUAGGACGCAACCUGAAGCGCAAGGCAGAGUCGUUCGGCAUGAAAGUAAUCUAUCAUAACCGCCGCGAACUGAGUGCUGAACUCGCAGGGGGCGCGAAAUACGUUUCGUUUGAGGAGCUCUUGAAACAAUCCGACGUGAUUAGUUUGAAUUUGCCGUUGAAUAAAAAUACCCGCCACAUCAUCAGCACCGAGCAAUUCAACCAGAUGAAGGACGGUGUCGUGAUCGUUAACACGGCUCGUGGUGCCGUUAUGGACGAAGACGCCCUUGUCAAGGCCCUCGACAAUGGGAAGGUCUACUCGGCCGGCUUGGAUGUCUUCGAGGACGAACCUAAAAUUCACCCUGGUCUUGUGGAGAAUCCGAAUGUUUUGCUUGUGCCGCACAUGGGUACUUGGACUGUUGAGACGCAAACUGCGAUGGAGGAAUGGGCUAUUGAGAAUGUGCGAAUGGCCUUGGAGACGGGCAAGUUGAAGACCCCUGUCCCCGAGCAGGCUGAUUUGUAG
Molecule: messenger RNA, 1020 nt
Organism: Aspergillus nidulans FGSC A4
Lineage: Eukaryota; Fungi; Ascomycota; Eurotiomycetes; Eurotiales; Aspergillaceae
Product: D-mandelate dehydrogenase-like dehydrogenase
Exons: 4
Coding region: 1-1020 (339 amino acids)
Molecular function (GO): oxidoreductase activity, acting on the CH-OH group of donors, NAD or NADP as acceptor; NAD binding
Source: RefSeq, a predicted model, not a curated record